GAGAAGAUGAGAAUAUGAACACUGCGACAGAGAACAUCCUCAUUUCAAAUCAGGAGGAAGAAGAAGAAGAAGAAGAAGAAGACGACGACAGCAAACCGACAGACAAGGAGACAAUUAAGUUUCUACUUCCUCUUUCCAGUCUCUGUGAAUCUUCACCUACACCAGCCUCCCCUCCGUCAGAUCAGGCCUACGUGCAAGCAGCGGCCGCUUUCCAUCGGCUGCGAUCGGAGAAGACGGCCUCGCAGCAGCUGCUGCACUAUGAGAAGAAGACGGACACACCGCUGCCACAGAGCGGGGACAAACCCACCCAGAGACAGGCCUUCCAGCUCGCCUUCAGCACACUCAAAUACCAAGAUUUACUGGAGGACAUCAUCACUGACAGCUGCUUCCACACGUCUCAGCAUAUUACCAGCGACUUGUUGCCGUUGGCGAUGGUGAUGCUGUUUGACUUCCAGGAACGAAGGUUUUUAGUGAAUGAACACUCAGCAAAAGAAGGGGCGGAGCCUCUGCAAGAAGUCAGGGACAUGGAGAUCAGUCUGCUGAGGUGGAAGACGAAGCUAGCGGCCUCGCUGGCUCGCUGCAGAGUGAAACAGAGUCUGCAGAGCGUCUCCUGUUUUCUAUCUGAUCCCGUCAGGACCAAACAGAACAGAGCCAAACGUUUGCCCCUAUACGCAUGGGUCAAUACUCUGAAGACCAGCGUCGUCGAAGUGUGUGAAGCCCUGAAAGGCGCAGGAUUACGAGAAGCGAAGAACCUGACCGAUCUCGAGGAGUCGACGUUCAGCAGAGACCCGCUCUGUGCGGACACGCUCGUCCUCUCUCGACGGCUUCUCGCUCUGCUCCAGCACAGCACCGUUACACAUGCACUCAACAUCCAGGACAGAAGUGUGUGCGUGGCGGUGAGCGCACUACGCCCCCUGCUGUUUGAAAAAGGUGACGUCCUGGUGGUGGGGUCUUUCUCCGCCGUCACUGUGGCUCACGUAGCCGUUGUGGCUGCUGAGCGCUCUGGCCGAGUGUUGGUGUGUGCCGCUGAUCACACAGCUUCACACAUGGAAGAGAUAAAAGAGCUGCUCGCACUAAUGGACAUCAAAAAUAUUCGAGUCCUGUCAGAGGCGUUCUCUGGUCUGGACGAGUGGGACGCCAGUGUUCAGCGUUUAAAGGUCAUCAUGGUGCUACCUCAGUGCUCAUCCUCCGCCCUCAAUGACCCUGUACCCACAAUGCACAGCGAACACGGAGACUGGGAUCUGCUGCAUGACUUGUCGUACGGUUCAGUAUCGCAGAAGAAGAAACAAACAAUGGCCACGCAGCAGGCACGACUUCUCGCACAUGCUCUCUCCUUCCCAAAGGUUCAGACGGUGGUCUACUGCACACGCUCAGUGUAUCCCGAGGAAAACGAACAGCUGGUGAAAAGAGUGUUAGAGAAAACACACACUCCCUCCAAACUGCUGCCUUUCAGGGUAAACGGUCCCAUUUUCCCCGACGACUCCCAAUCGGGAGACGCGGCGGACUCCAAGUUCUUCAGGCUGGAAUCGUCUCCGUUUACAAACGGCUGCUUCAUCGCUCGGCUCUCCCGACAGGCCGAUCCUACAAAGGUAGAAACAGUCCAGGACGUGCUGGCAAGGGCGGCGGCGAAGGGCCUCCUGGGUGGAAUCCUUCCCGAACAAUCGAAAACGGGUAAAAAAGGGAAGAGCAAGAAGAAUCGAGGAGCUUCAGCAGGCAGCGAACCUUCAUCCCCCUCGGGCCAACAAGAGCGCGAGACGGGAGGGGAGAGUGUGAGCGGAAAAGACGGAUUCACACCUUCAGAACAAGAGGAGCAGAAAGGUGAAAACAACGAGGAGGAGGUUAACGGAGGGAAGAAGAAGAAGGGGCAAAAGCGAAAGGGCAAACAGCGACCGAAACAAACCAACAGGGCGACGACGACCGUCUCCAAGAAGAAACCGACGAAGAAGAAAGCGAAGAGGCGUCUCGCAAAAACGAAAGCGAGGAGAUUCCCUCGUCUCACGCUGACAUUGAUAUCCUCGGCUAAACCCCCCAAACACCUGUCUCCCAUCACCGCCAUCGCACACAAGCUGAUCGACGCUCCAGCCGUGGAAUCCAAGCAGACAGUCUUCACCUCCCCCCCUGCCCGGCCCGCUCCACCUGCGGCCUCGAGGCAGGUGCAGAGGGCGGAGACGACACAGAAGGACGCAGCUGAACCGGAGAGCCGUCUCAAACUCAGGGGAAAGGUGAAACUGAAAGAAGAGGUCACCGCGCAGGACGUCUCAAAGCUGUCAGAUUUUGUCCUGCCGCCCAUCUCCGUCCCGUCCUCCGGUUCUUUGAGUGGCAGGAGUGUUGGUUCUCCCUCUCGGCGUCCGUCCCGGUCCUCCCACUCUCAGCUGCCCCAAGUGUCUACAUCCUCCUCCUGCGUCUCCCUGCCUGGAUUAUAAAUUGUUUUGUGUUUUUUGCCUUUAUUGAAUAGGACAAGUGAAGAUAGGAGACAGGAAAUAUUGGAGCGAGGGGGGGGGGCGACAUGCAGCAAAGGUCAGAGGUCGGAUUUCAAUGAACGGCUGCUGCAACGAGGACUACAGCCGCCGUACAUGGGGGGUGCGACAUAACCGCUAGUCCAUCCGGCGCCCCCCAUGCCUGGAUUAUAGACAAGUGUGUUACCCUACCUUAACCCAAUUAAACUAUUGAAAUGAUCCGACACUACAGAGAGCCGUCAUAAAGCAGAGGACUCCAAAAAAGUGAUUCUAAAUUAGAAAAAUUCUUGUUAUCUUUUGUAGCUAAUCUAGAGGCAUCAGUAUUGAUUAUGUUCUAUGACCAGAUGAAAGCUCCUCACUGCAGCUUUAAACGCA
Labrus mixtus (cuckoo wrasse) is the source of this 2831-nucleotide messenger RNA. Its product is annotated as putative methyltransferase NSUN7. The record is from RefSeq and is a predicted model, not a curated record. Bases 15 to 2423 code for a protein of 802 amino acids. Gene Ontology annotation, molecular function: methyltransferase activity. Lineage: Eukaryota; Metazoa; Chordata; Actinopteri; Labriformes; Labridae. The transcript is spliced from 12 exons.